AUGGCGGCCUUCCGCGACAUGGAGGAGCUGUGCCAGGGCCUGCUGAGCCUCCUGGGCGCCAACCACGCCGCAGCGCAGCAACGGCGGCUGCUGGGACGCUACGGGCAGAUGAUGGACCGGCUGCUGGAUACGCAAGAUAGAGCCGAGCAGCAGCUGCGAGAGAUCCUCAAAGCAGAGAAGGAUGUGGCCCAGAGCCUUCUUGAUGUGAAGGAGCAGGCGUGCCAGGGGGUUGCUGAAUUGCAGCAGAUUGAAGCCAAGCUUCAGAAGGCCAGCGAGGAGGAUACUCACCUGAAAGCCAGCCUUCUAUAUCCUUUCGUACUUGGGCCUCAGCCUCACCUGCUCACCAGGGAGCUAGAGGACCUCAAGGAGAUUGAGGCUGAUCUCGAAAAACAGGAGAAAGAAGUUGAUGAAGACACAACUGUCACCAUCCCUGCAGCCAUAUAUGUGGCUCAACUUUAUCACCGAAUUAGUAAAAUUGAGUGGGAUUAUGAGUGUGAACCAGGGAUGAUCAAAGGCACCUCUGAAUAUUUUACUAACAAGUUUUUAAAGGCAAUAUCGUUCCACUGGGGGUCAUGGCGAGGGCUGUGUGGCGGGUUUCCUUACAUCGUGCCCUCAGUCCAUCGUGGCCCCAGCGUUGCCCAGCCCAUCCACCUGGACAGCACCCAGCUCUCCAAGAAAUUCAUCAGCGACUAUCUUUGGAGUUUGGUGGACACAGAGUGGUAGCCAGGAGCCUCGUGGACUAUGUCUUGCACAUAGCAGGAAUCAUUUGUGGUGUGUGGUUAGUGCCUUGGUGCUGAGAUCAGCUUAAAAUUAAAUGUUACACAUAAA
Molecule: messenger RNA, 828 nt
Organism: Miniopterus natalensis
Lineage: Eukaryota; Metazoa; Chordata; Mammalia; Chiroptera; Miniopteridae
Source: RefSeq, a predicted model, not a curated record